AUGUCGGAGAACAGCAUGAUGGGAUAUGAGAGUCCUCCGGCGGCGCGUUGCCGCCAUGUCUCCUAGAGAGAAACAUUUAGCGCUUCUCUCUGCUUUAGGCUUAGUUAGUCUCGCUUUUUAUUAUAUACCCAAUUUUCUUUACGCGAUUUUAAUUCUUGCAGUUUGUUGCAUUGCCUGUUACUAUCAUAGCGGAGAACCGCUUCCCGCCAGGUUAGGCCCGAAUCCUCGAGGUGGGCUGAACGUCCCGGCCGUGCUGCGGCGCUGGUUGUGGGGCUGGGAGGCGACCGGCGUUUCUGUGCCCGCACGGGGGAGGACGAAGAGCAGCGGCAGCAACAGAGCCGAGCUCCGGGAAUCAGACGGACACUUCAGACAAAGACUCGCUGAAACUGGGGUUUAUCGAAGGGAAGCCUUGCCAAGCGAGUCGUUUCUUUUCAGCCCGGGGGAUUUUCUCAUGGGGAGUUACAUCGGGAAACCAGAGAGUCCAACCGCCGACUCUGGGAGGCGGAGAGCCACGAGAAAUCCCCGAGAGCAGCUUCGGGAAAAGCUGACCAGACCCAACCAUGCUGUCUAUACUCCAAACAGAAGGCUUUCAUUUGCAGGGGAGACACCAGGACCAGCAGGCAGGUUCACCAUCACCCCCCAGCGCCACUACCCCCUGCAGCAGCCGGGUGUCUCGUCAGUGGGAAUCCUUCCUCCUGUCAAGUGGGAUGGCUUCAGAAAGAAAAACAUCCUCAGCCCUCGCAAUUCUCCGGCUGCCCUCAGUCCUGUCACAGUGAAGAUUGCCAGGCCCGACCACAGCUCCCCCAGUAUGGAUCAUCUGAGCUGUGCUGGUCUCCCCAGAGCACCUGCCGACCCAUGCUCCAGAGAAAGUGUCCUCAGGGUGCUGAAGGAAAGCCGUAAGAGAGAAGUGGAGGAUGAGGACAGGAGCUUUACAAGUGAGCAGAAAAGCAAAAGAAGGCGUAAUGACAGCGGUGGAAGUGCACACUCUGCUUUUGAACCCCUUUUGCCCAAUGGCACGCCGUCACAGCUGGUUCCUAAGCCAGGAAGCCUCAAAAGAGGGAUGACCUCAGUGGCUGAGGAGUCCAUCAUGAAGAGAUCUCGCACCUCCUCAAUCAGCUCUGGCAGUGGAGCCCAUGCCCCUAGAGGAACCUUGGGCACCAGGAGAAAUGCCAUCCAGAGUUCCUACAGCUCUUCAUUGGGCCUCAACCAGUGGAAGAAGCCGUCAGCACCCAGCUCCCCUCUGUCCAGCCCUGGAUCAUCUCGCUCUCAGACUCCAGAGGGACUUGCAAAAAGGCCCAGAGAGGAUGACCUGCAGUCUCCCAGCUCCGCAUCCUCUGCAAAGUCAGAUCAGACACCCUCGGACAAGACACCCAUCGCUUCCAAGCUUUCUCCAGUUCCCAAGGUCCCAGUCAAUAUUUCAACAGACUCUACUGGCAGUGGUGGGAAAAGAAAAAGGAAGAUCCAGCUGGUGUCCAGCAACCGGGAUGAUCACAUCUCUCUGCCUCCACCUCCUGAGCUGGGUUACACAGUUACUAUAAAAGAUCUAGAUGAAGAGAAAAGGGCUGCCAUCAGUAAGAUCCAGAAGGUCCUGGAGACGCCCGCUCCAGAGCCAGAGAAGACUGUCUCCCCCUCAGCCACCACUUCCACCCUGCCUGUCCUCGCUCCUGGCUCUACUGCUACUACCACCACGACCUUAAGCAGCCUUCUGGCAGCUCCCUUACCCACAUCUAGCUCUGCUACUCCAGUCAUCAACCUGGAUCCCAGCCCAGUGAGCAGUACCAGUACAGCACCUGCAGCCCCCAACCCCCUGCUGGAGGCUCUGAAGAAGACUAGUACACCUGCUAUCUCCACAUCUGCAACCAGUGCAAUUACAGUGUCUACAUCAACCACACCUGUACAUCCCAGUGGCUCAAUCCUGAAGGCAUCAGUGACAGUGGCUUCCCCACAACUUCCUGCAGUCUCCCAGUCGUCCUCUGCUCAGGUGCAGCAGUCCUCUGCUUUUGCUCAGGUCCUCCUGGGUCAAGUUUCCCAAGCUGCCAGCAGCACCCCACCUGUGGCAGGCCUGUUUGGGGUGGCUAGCCAGGUCAGCGCCCCCUCUGCUACUUCAAGCUCUAAAACAGCUGUUGUUACUGCAGCCCCAGCCAGCAUCUCUGUGUCAGUCAGUAACACCAACCCACUGCUGACUUCGGGGUUCAAGCCCAUCUUCGCUGUCACCACCACAUCCUCAGCUACAUCAGCUUCAGAAAGCAAACCUCCUGUCCAGAAUUUCAAACCCAUCUUUGGAGAUGCCACUGCAGCUGGUGGCUUUGGACAGCCUCCAUCCCUCACAGCCGCAAGUACGGUCUCUACAAUUUCCAGUACAAGUAGUGCAGCCUCAAUAUUUGGUGGAUCAACAAGCAGCAACACAGCUGCCCCGUCUGUUUUUGGUGGCUUGACCACCACCAGCACAUCCGCCGGCUCCCUCACCACUUCACAGCCUGCUUCCCAGCCAGUUGCAAAAUCCCCGUUUGGAAACUGGCCCACAACAUCCACAACAAGUAGCAGCUCCUCAGCUUUGAUCCAGGCCCCGAACGCUGGGAGCACAUUUCAGUUUGGAACUGCUCCUACUACUACUGCAGCAGCACCUGCCCCUGCUACUGCUGCAACCACAACUUCCAGCAAGGGUACCUUUACAUUUGUUUCUACACAGCCAGAACCUCUGGCUACCAGCCAGAAGGUAUUUACAUUUGGCCCAGCAGUACAAAACCAGAACACAACCACUGUUCCAUUUGGAGGCUUUGCCAUGGCCAACACAGUUUCUACUGCUGCUCCUGCUACCACACAGUCGAUCUUCACCUUUUCAAAGUCAGCUUUCGAAGCCCCUGCAGCUCAGACGACCUUUGGCUCCUCAGCAGCAGCACCAAAACCAUUCCCUUUUGGAGGCAAUGGAGCAUCAUCCGCACCUGCUUCUAACCCCACCGCGGCCCCUUUCACCUUUGGGACGACUCCUGCCACCACAGCCGCCCCCUUUGGGACAAAAGCUAAACCAACAUUUGGACCCAGCACCACUGGUUUUGCUUUUGGUGGCACUCCUGCACCCUCAGCUCCACCAAGUUUCGGUGCAGCAACCCAGACUCAGAGCUCCUCCACAUCCACCUUCCCGUUUGGCAGUGCUGCUCCUCAGCCGGCUCCUGCUGGUCCAGCUCAGCCGGCAUCUGGUGGAUUUAACUUUGGAGCUGGAAUGCCGUGCCCUCAGUUUGGAACACCAGUUUCCAAUAAUCCUGCACCACCGAUGGGAGGCUUCAACUUUGGGUCUGCUGCUACAGACAAACCAACUUUUGGAACAUCUACUCCAUCUUUUGGCCAGAAUGCUGCUGCAGGUCCAAUUCCCUUUGCAAGUCCUGGAACUCCAGUCCAAGGCUUCAAUGCUGUUCAAUUUGGAUCUCCAGCAACUCCCUCCUUCUCAAUCGGAGCUGGAUCAAAACCAACCGGAGCACGGCAGAGGCUGCAGGCGAGGAGGCAACACAACAGAAAGAAGUAGCCUGCUACGUCGGUCCAGCGGUGCUUUCAGAGGACUCCAGCUGUUGCUGCUAUAGCUAAUCUGGCUAACAUUGCUCUGUUCUAAGCCCAACAUCCCUCCCCAUCAGGCCGCCACCAUGCACUCUGCUUCCUUCCCCUCCUCCGCUCCGCUGUGCUGGUCGGAGGUUUGCAGAGGAGGCAGAAAGAGCACAUCAGCCUGCUGAGUUCAUGACUCAGUGAGGGAAUGCAGCAGUAAGGAGAGAGAAUCCACAACAAUGUACUAUACUUGAAGAAAGAGAAAAGACAAUUUGAUAGAUGCUGAACAAAAGCAUAUCCAAAGUUCUUUUUCUUUUUGCCGUACACGGACACUCCCAUUGGUUCGUCUUAAGGAGAAAGUUGAGUCGAGCUAAGAGGUGGAGCCUUGGCUCAGACAUUUAUUUUUUUACGUGAAGCGCUCGCUGGUUUGUAUGUUACCGAAUAUUUGAGUACAUUCUCUGAGUGAGUCUGAAUGGGGGGGAAAUGCACAGUUGAUUCAGAUAAGGUACACAACACUGCAGUGUAAAUGUCAAUUUUGCAUUUAAAUUAUUUUUUUAAUUGGCUCUCUGACCCUGUAACUGAAUAAUGUGUUUCUGCACUUAAAGGGCGACUUAGUAAAUGUCUUAAUGUAGUUUGUGCAGAACCUUGUGUUCUUGUUUCGCACCCUGUCAUUGCAAGCAUUCCCAGAGUCCUCUUGUGGACGGCCUUUUUGAUUAGCGGGUCAUUGUGUGAGUAGGAUGAGUACUCGCGUCUAGCGCUGACAAACCAAAGCCAAGUCUUCAACUUGCUCCCUGUGAAAAGAAUAUGAGAUGUGUGUGUGUUGUGCCAGACUACCUCUCUUUGCUCCCAGGCACUGAAUCCUUGUUAAUUCACUGAAAGAUAACAAAUCUGCUAGAAUCAGUUACAGUUUACCUUCACCUGCUGUUAAUGCACAUGUACCGUAACAAAUAGUGAGUUUUAAAUAUCUGCACAGCAACACGUUACCCCCACUUCAGAAAUAUCACUGCUACCUAAUGUCAGAUUGCGUAAAAGAAAUUACAGUCUGUUGUAUUGGAUCUCUCACAAUGAUGCAGGGAUGUUUGUUUUGUCUUCAAUGCCUUUUACUCGCACCAUGAUUUGAGCAGUUUUUGUGCAGCAAACACGACAGCGAAGCCGUUGAUGUCAGCUAUUUUAUUCAAAAUGAUCUCUUCCCAAUAAUAAUCAACUUGUUGUGAGAAGUGAGCCGUUAUCUGAUGCAGUUUUUGUUUUGUUUUAUUUUAUUUUAUUUUUUUUUUGGAUGGUUAAAGUUUCAAUAAAUAAAAAUGUGAGUUUUGGAUGUGGAUGUUCCACAUUGAACACUUCUG
Molecule: messenger RNA, 4877 nt
Organism: Archocentrus centrarchus (flier cichlid)
Lineage: Eukaryota; Metazoa; Chordata; Actinopteri; Cichliformes; Cichlidae
Gene: pom121
Product: POM121 transmembrane nucleoporin
Exons: 13
Coding region: 26-3520 (1164 amino acids)
Biological process (GO): RNA export from nucleus; protein import into nucleus
Cellular component (GO): nuclear pore
Molecular function (GO): structural constituent of nuclear pore
Source: RefSeq, a predicted model, not a curated record